Messenger RNA from Polypterus senegalus (gray bichir), 435 nucleotides. RefSeq names its product collagen alpha-2(IX) chain-like. The annotation marks the transcript as partial. NCBI's taxonomy places the organism in Eukaryota, Metazoa, Chordata, Cladistia, Polypteriformes, Polypteridae. The transcript is spliced from 9 exons. The record is from RefSeq and is a predicted model, not a curated record.
UUUUCUGUAUCAGAGAACAGCAUUUUUAUGAAAGGAGAAAAGGGUGAACCUGGAAAGAAUGGUGCUCCUGGUUUGAAAGGAGAAACAGGCCAUCCAGGUCCAAGGGGACCUGAUGGUAAACCUGGACCUCCAGGAAAUGGACUGGGAGGUGCAGGGCUUCCAGGAAAAAAUGGGGCUGAUGGAAAGGAUGGAUUACCUGGACCACUGGGACCUUCUGGGCCAAAAGGUGAACCAGGAAGGAAAGGAGAACCAGGAGCUAAAGGAGAACCUGGACCAGUAGGAGUUUCCGGUGUUCCUGGGCUUCCCGGCAAUCCAGGGAAGCCAGGAAUAGAUGGGAAACGUGGAGCUACAGGAAAAGAUGGAGAAAAUGGUUUUCCAGGAAAAGAAGGAGAGAAGGGACAAAAGGGGAAAUGGGAUCUCCAGGAAAAGAUGUAA